AUGCCUCGCAACGGAGACGGAUCAAGCGACAACGGCCCCUUCCCCGAGGCUGACCACAACAUUGGCCACGGCGUCACCAAUGAAGAUUCGAUGCAGAAGUCAAAAGACAAGGCCGCCCCCCUGCCCGAGGGCCUGCAGGAGCACGGCAAGGGCAUUCCCGGCAUGAACGCGAGCGGAGGACAGAGCCAGGGCAUCAAGGAGGGCCCCAACGUUGGCCAGGGCGGUCGCUCAAGCACAAACUAG
Molecule: messenger RNA, 243 nt
Organism: Trichoderma reesei QM6a
Lineage: Eukaryota; Fungi; Ascomycota; Sordariomycetes; Hypocreales; Hypocreaceae
Exons: 2
Coding region: 1-243 (80 amino acids)
Source: RefSeq, a predicted model, not a curated record